UCUUUGUUACACCUCGUCUGUCAUCAAACUGCUGUCAUCUGAAAUCCAUUUUUCAUUGAAUUUACCGUUAUUAUCGGCAAGAAUUCUUUUUGUAAAUCUGCUCGUUUAUGAUUCAUAGUUGAAAGUAGUAUUCGAAAGAAGUAGCAAUUAUGGAAACUGCUCAGUCUUUGUACCUUAACCUCUUCGGCGACGAUAAGAUUCACGCUUUGAAAGAAUUAUUGCAUGCCUGCGUGGAUGAAAUAUGUGGUCGACCAGGCCCAUCUUAUCACAGGUUUGCGAAUAGCGUUGUAUGGAGCAGACAAGAGUACGAAGACACAUACAAAACGAUAUCGAUACUUUUGCGGAAUCCUGCUUGCUUAUAUUUGAUAGACGAGAAGAUGCCUCAGGAGUAUCACGAAUUGCCAGAACCUAUUCAGCAAAAUUUAUUAACGUGUUUGAAAGCGCGAAGAGAACAGUUGACCGACGCUUUGUUGAAAGAGCACUCGAAAGAAAAGUAUGAAACGCUAAUCGAUUUCGAUUGGAGAUUAAAGCUUAUAAUGGGUUCCAGUAAGUUGUCUUCUUUAAGAGAAUCUCUUCUUCAGUUGGACCUUGUCGUGGAAAAUAGGGACGCGAAACGUAUUCUGAGUUUAGAAUUAAAUAAAGAUGAAUUGGAAACGUUUAUAAGUGCCAUAGAAACUGUUGCAUGAUCAAUAAUGUAUAUAAAGCGACGUUGGACAAGACCGAUUUCUUAUUUAUCGUUAAUAUAAGUUUAAUUGUUACAAGUUUCUUCGAAAGUGAAAUAAAGACACAUUCUUUUACA
Molecule: messenger RNA, 799 nt
Organism: Hylaeus anthracinus
Lineage: Eukaryota; Metazoa; Arthropoda; Insecta; Hymenoptera; Colletidae
Product: COMM domain-containing protein 8-like
Exons: 4
Coding region: 150-686 (178 amino acids)
Source: RefSeq, a predicted model, not a curated record